CUCCCGCAGAGUCAACAGGGAGGACGCGGUCUGCGAGCGGAGACACACGCACACACGCACACACACGCACACACACACAGUCACAGUCACAAUGGGAAGAAGGAGCAAAAUAUCUGCCCGAAGAAAGCUGUCGCACAGCUAGCGCGGUCGGAGCCAGAUAAGAAAAGUAUCUCCAAAUGCUAUUUACUGUGUGUUACGACUAGCCCAAGGACGUACGAGGCAGGCAAACACAGGCGAGCCCGGGGACGAGGUGCGGGAUUUGGAUGGCAUCUGCCAGAGCCAGGGAAGGGCUGUUGGAAAAACCUAAAGAAACAUGAGCUGGGAAUACGUUUGGAUAUCAUGUCUUGACUACAAAAGACUGAUUAUCCGCGGGUAACCUGCAGCGGCACGUCAGAAAUAAAGGCCUCCUCUGAUGGAGCACUGGGCUCUUUAAUCCAGCCAGAAACCUCCCCGACAGGCAGCGACGAGCUACGGCAAAGGGUGAGGACUCUUUAUUCACAAUUGAAGGGAUUUAUGGGAUCACAAGUUUCCUCUGAUGAGAUGAGUGUGCGUGCUGGCCAGGGCAGUGAUGAGGUGCUGGUUUCACAGGCGGUGUGGGAUUACCUGGCUGCUGCUGGGCGGCCCUGGCUCAUUGACUUCCAGCACAAGCAGGGGAUGAGCGCUGGUAUCAUUAGGCGAGGGGAGAGGGGGGGCUGCUGCGCCGUGAGGCUGCAGCCGGUGGAGGGCUCCAGGAACGGUGGAGCCGGGGUGAUGGAUGGACCCAUCUCCAGCGAGACACGGAAAGCCUUCAUCGACUUAUGCCGCUGUGCCCGCAAAGAAAUGAGCAAGCAGGACGGGGGACCCAAGAGGAAGAGGGCUCUGCUGCCCUGUGUGGGAGUCCUGGAGCCAAACGUAGAGGGGAGCCUCCUUCAACCUCCACCUCCCCAGCCUCGGCGCUCCCAGAGACAGCAGCAGAGGUUCAGGAAGCCGGCCGAUGAGGAGGCCUGCGCCAUGCUCCACGAGGCAGCUCAGAGAAAGGACAUGGACUCCAGCUUGGCUUCCCAUAGUGAGGCAGAGGACAACAGCACUUGUUCAAUCUGCAUGGGGGACAUAGUGGAGAAGACUACCUUGGAGCGGUGUGGCCAUUCAUUCUGUCGCUCUUGUGUGGAUCAAGCCUUUAAGGUGAAGAAAGCGUGUCCUGUGUGUCGGCUGGUGUACGGCCAGCUGAUUGGGAACCAGCCUGCUAAUGGUACGAUGAUCGUAGAGCGAGAUUCUGAAAUGGAGCUUCCUGGCCAUGAAGGCUUUGGGUGCAUCUGCAUCAUCUACAGCUUCCCUCCUGGCCUACAGGCGCCAGAACAUCCCAACCCGGGUGUUCGAUACCCAGGAACAGACCGCGUGGCCUACCUCCCUGACAGCCCUGAGGGGAACCGUGUGCUGGGACUGCUGCGCCGGGCCUUUGAACAGCGCCUUAUCUUCACCAUCGGUACCUCCAUGACUACCGGCAUGCAAAAUGUCAUCACCUGGAAUGACAUUCACCACAAGACCUCAAUAUGGGGCGGGCCCCGCUGUUUUGGCUACCCAGACCCCACUUACCUGGUGCGAGUGACAGAGGAGCUCAGAGAGAAAGGCAUCACGGCGGACUGACAGCAUCAAAACUGCUCUUUCAAGACUUUGUAGGACUUCCCGAGUGUCCGUGCGGUGGACAUGACUCGGCUCCAGGUUGUGCUCUGAGACUGCCCGUCCCUUAAGGGAUGGCUGAAGACGAGGCCCUCAGCAGACAGGCGUCUAAUGCUGCAGCAGAGCCCACUUCACUCCACUACUUGUUCCUCUGUUUGUUAAUUUUUCCUGCAUAGUUCAGCUUAUUCCAGUGCUCCAUGUGGAAGAAAAAUACUUUGAGUGCAGUGCAUUCUUGUAUUACACAAUCCUCUACCUGUCACUUUUGGCAACAGGGCCGAUAUCUGAUGCACUUAUUUAAGAGCAUCGUGUUGCAAUUCAUGGUACUUGUAUGUUAUUUAGAAAAUCUAAGUUAUAUCUUAUGAAGACAGUUUGUUACACUAAUAUUUAUUUCUAUUCUGGGGUUUAUUUUAUUUCUUACAAGCACACAUUCUUAGUUUUAUCUCCCCAGUAACGUUUAAGUAAGUCUCUCAUUUGAUUUCUAACUACCUGUUGUAAGGAUAUUACUUGGGUUAUAUGUCAAAAUAGCACUGCUUAAAUAGAAAGUAUUAAUUUUCCAAAAUUAUUGCAAUCUAAAGCACUCACGGGCACUUUUGUAAGGGAGUUUUUUCCUUUCUAUUCCCUCAGUGAAGUCAGUCAUGGUUUUCGGUUCCUCUGUGUGGAAGAGCGCUCGGAGCAAACAGGUUCGUGCAGCUAUCAGCUAUUAGCUCGGUGGCUACAAGUUGAUGUCAAUUGCUUGGAACUCUUCUUUUGCGUGCAGUCUUUUUUUGUUCCUCCAUGUUCCCUAAAUAGGAAGAAUGUUAAACUAUGGCUCACUGCAGCACUUUGUGACAUACAUUAGGACGUUCCCCUGGGUUGUAUUUCUUUUCAUUCAUUGGUCACUCCUGUUAUUUCAAGAUGUCUCCCAGGUGUUGAGCCCUUUACCUCAGUUGUUGGUAAUGCGUUCAUCUAAUUACCAGAUUUAUGACGAUGUCAAAUAUAAAAGGGCAUAUAGACCACUUAAACCAAAUCAAAGGCACAAAAGCUCUUAAAAUAUCUAUGCCUCUGUCCCUGUCAAACUGGGAGAUUUGCCUGCUAAUGUUGUCAUUUAAAAUGAGGUAACUGUUGUGAAUUUGUUUAUCUAAAUAGAUAAUCUAUGAUACACAUCGAAAAAAAUAACUAAAGAAAAUGUUGCAGGAACAAUUGAUCUGAUUUAGGUUGGGGUGUUGAUCUCAUUUUGUUGUGCCUUUCUUAUAUUCACUUUUGAUAAAAAUCAAGCAUGAUGAUACUAAUGAAUGGAAAGCAGUUUGGACAUAUUCAGUUUUGUUUCAUAGCUAAAAACGGCAUUAUGUUUGUAGCUGUACUAUCGGGCUUUAAGUUCAAAUAUUACACAGUUCAUGAAAAUAUGUAUACAAAUGAGUAUUAAAUCAGCUUCUCCUUCAUAAACAUUCUCUAGUCCAAAUGCUGAAAAACCCUCAGACUGAUAAAGCUGUAUGUGUGAGAGUGCUUUGCUAAGUGCAGUAACCUGCUUGGCUAGUGGGACAUUAGUUAUUAAUUUGACUGGUCAGAUCCAGACAUCAAAUACCCAUUUAUUUUGUUUUCAUCCCCUUUGUGUUUUAGUUCGGGACCAACUAAAAUAUUUUUGGGACACAGGAUUGUAGUUCACUAAAGCUACUGUGCAAACAUUUCUAUGCAUUACAUGUCUGAGGAGGAGCCAGGAGAACGAAUAGUUGGAGAGACUUCACGUAUUACGAAUUGAUUGUCAAGGAAAAGUUGGAGUUUUGCUUUUUCUAAUUGUGUUGAUUCUUACUUUGUUGAUAUCCAGAAUAAUGUGCUUUACAUUUUAAUACUUGAAUAAAAAGUUAUGUUUGGGUU
Anoplopoma fimbria (sablefish) is the source of this 3507-nucleotide messenger RNA. It is a transcript of the gene dtx3, whose product is annotated as deltex E3 ubiquitin ligase 3. Bases 514 to 1623 code for a protein of 369 amino acids. The record is from RefSeq and is a predicted model, not a curated record. Lineage: Eukaryota; Metazoa; Chordata; Actinopteri; Perciformes; Anoplopomatidae. The transcript has 5 exons. Gene Ontology annotation, biological process: Notch signaling pathway; protein ubiquitination.